AUGCUUCUUCGCAUCUUUGGUGUGCUUGCAUCGCUAGCAGCAUUUGUUGUCUCAUCCAAGACGAAACCAAAAAUCAUCUUAGUCUUGGUGGAUGAUCAAGAUGUGCAUAUGGAAUCUCUCAAGCACAUGGCACUGUUGAAGAAGCAGAUGGGGAACUCUGUAUACAAGUCAUUAUUGAGACUUUCACACAAUACCAAUAUGACCGACGUCAUUGCACCCUACUGGAACGCUACGUGGCAAAAGGACCAGGGCGCUCCCGUCAGUCGUGAGGGAACUUACAAUACUGAUGACCUGUCCGAUAAGACGAUCAACUACAUUCGGGAGGCGCAUGCUGCUGGCAAGCCAUUCUUCAUCGGUAGUGCCCCCAUUGCUACCCAUUCCGAAGUUGUCGUGCGUCCAGAUACAUAUAACGGGACCAUCUCUCCAACAGACCCCAGCAUUCAACCUCUUAUCCUGCCCCCGAAACCUGCUAAGCGCCACACCGACAUGGUCCGCGAUCUCAAGCUCCCCAGGACGCCCAACUUCAACCCAAAAGAGCCGAAUGGUGUCAGCUGGGUAGCACAACGCCCUCGCCUGAACCAGACUUACGUAGACUACGGCGACAAUUUCUUUCGCUUACGUCUAGAGUCUCUGCUGGCUGUUGAUGAAAUGGUCGACAGAAUUUUCAAAGAGCUCGAGUCUCUGGACAUUAUGGAUAACACCUAUAUUAUCUACACUAGCGACAAUGGCUAUCACAUCAGCCAGCAUCGCCUUCCGCCUGGAAAACAGUGUGGAUUUGAGGAAGAUAUCAAUGUUCCGCUUCUUAUUCGUGGGCCAGGAGUUCCCAAGGGUGUAGUCAGUGAUGCCAUGACAAGCCACACCGAUCUUGCACCAUCCAUCUUUCGCAUGGCGGGAGUCAAGCCACGGCAUGAGUUCGACGGUCUCGCGGUCCCACUUACUGGUGAUGAACUUGAACGAGCUUCUCAGAGGCGUGCUGAACACAUUGGUAUUGAGUUCUGGGGGCUGGCAGCUGAUGAAGGAAUCGAUAGCGUGAUCAUGAGUGAUUUGAACACGUACAAGGGAAUUCGUCUGCACAGCAAAGACUACAACCUUUAUUACGCGGUCCAUUGCACGAACGAGCAUGAGCUUUAUGACAUGACAGUCGACCCUUAUCAAAUCAACAAUCUUCUCCCUUCUGGUAAGAACGGCACUGGUAUGCCAAUUGCAUCAUACGCCGGCUCCAAUGUCAAGAUCAACAAGAAGCCGCUCCUCAGUAUUGUGAGUCGUCUGGAUGCUCUUCUCAUGGCAAUGAAGAGUUGUAAGGGUGAGACUUGCAUCAAGCCAUGGAAGGUUCUCCAUCCGGAUGGUGAUGUCAACUCAUUGAAGGAUGCAUUGAAGAACAAGUACGACAGUUCCUACCUCCAUACUGCAGAUAAGAAUUCUGCCAGCUUUAAUAUGUCCAUGUCAGGCUACGUUGUAACUGCUGAGGGUCCUCAGGAUCCCUCCAUUUAUCAAGGCUACUGA
Fusarium subglutinans is the source of this 1503-nucleotide messenger RNA. Its product is annotated as arylsulfatase. The coding region runs from base 1 to 1503 and encodes 500 amino acids. NCBI's taxonomy places the organism in Eukaryota, Fungi, Ascomycota, Sordariomycetes, Hypocreales, Nectriaceae. The transcript has 6 exons. The record is from RefSeq and is a predicted model, not a curated record. Gene Ontology annotation, molecular function: N-acetylglucosamine-6-sulfatase activity; glycosaminoglycan binding.